UGAGGCUGAUCAAAGGUGAGGUGUGUGAGAAGGGCUCCAUAGACUCAGAAUUUCUUAAACACAAGGUACAACUGCAGAGUAACUGUAACACAAGGAAAGCUACAUGGAAAAGAAACCAUUCAAUUGUGAGGAGCGUGAUCAAACUUUUGAGCAGUCAUCAAUGCUUGUGACUCACCGACGCAUUCACACAAGAGAGAAGCCGUUCAAAUGUGAAGAAUGUGAUCAGAGGUUUGCCCGGUUAUCGGGCCUUGUGAAUCACUGGCCCAUUCACACAGGGGAGAAACCAUUCAAGUGUGAGGUGUGUGGCAAGUCAUUCUCACAGUCAUCAACACUCCUCGUGCACCAACGUGUUCACACAGGGGAGAAACCAUUCCGGUGUGAGGUGUGUUUCAAAUCUUUCUCCGACUUGUCGACCUUCCACAGACACCAACACAUUCACACAGGGGAGAAACCAUUUAUGUGUGAAGUGUGCAACGAAUCAUUCUCAUUGUCAUCAGAUCUUCGUAUACACCAACGCAUUCAUACAGGAGAGAGACCGUUUAUGUGCAAACUGUGUGAGAAGUCAUUCUUGUCAUCAUCAGAUCUCUGCAGACAUCAACGCAUUCACACAGGGGAGAAACCAUCCAGAUGUGAAGUGUGUAACAAAUCAUUUUCGCAGUCAGGAAAUCUCCGUGCAUACCGACGCACCCACACAGGGGAGAAACUGUUCAAAUGUAGCAUUUGUGACAGAUCAUUCUCUGGCUCAACAAGGCUUCUGCUUCACCAGAGAGUCCACACAGGGGAGAAACCAUUCACAUGUGAGGUGUGUAAUAAAUCAUUCUCGAUGUCAUCAAGCCUCAACGAACACCAUCGUAUUCACACAGGAGAGAAACCAAUCAGAUGCAAGGUAUGUGACAAGGCAUUCUCGAUGUCAUCAAGCUUCCGUGUACACCAACUCAUUCACACAGGAGAGAAACCAUACAGAUGUGAAAUGUGUAGCAAAUCAUUCUCGCAGUCAGGAAAUCUCCACGCACACCGAAGUACCCACACAAGGGAGAAACAUUUCAAGUGUAAGUUGUGUGACAGAUCAUUCUCCGACUCAACAAGGCUCUUGCUUCACCAAAGGAUCCAUACAGGGGAGAAGCCAUUCACAUGUGAAGUGUGUGACAAAUCAUUUUCUUUGUCAUCAAGCUUCCAUAUACACCAACGCAGUCAUACAGGGGAGAAACCAUUCAAAUGUGAUGUGUGCAACAAAUCAUUCACGAGGUCAUGGAACCUCCUGUUCCAUCGGAGGAUCCACACAGGGGAUUGAAACGUUUAUCAUGGAAUGCUUUUGGUAUCUUUAACCAUUCAUUGGAUUCACCAUGGGAUUCACACAGGGGAGAAACUCUUCAGUUGCAGUGUUUGUGACAAGGCUUUCACACAGUCAGUGUAAUUAUCCAUCAAGCACAUUCACGUUCGCGACAAAUCCGAUUGCUAUAACAUCUGUCACGAAGCCUUCACACAGAUUAUGCACCCAGUGGAACAUCAGCGAACCCACAGUGAAAUGACCGACCAAAGCUUUGCUGGUCUGUCCUCAGUGUGUGAAUCUGUACACGGUCUCACUGUGUAGGAUGUUCAGUGGGACUGGGACACAGAACAAGAAGCAACUUUCACUCCCAUCAAACUACUAGUGAUGACAUCACCGGUGCUGAGGGAUUAUGAUGUAACAAUGGAGUCACCCUGCAGUGUGAUGUCAGUGAAACAGGACUUGGAGUAACCCCCAGGCAGUGAGGACAACCCGUUGUGUUUGUAUCCAGAGUGUUUACUCAAAUUGAACAACACUGUGUACAGGUUGAGAAAAAGAGUCUCGGUAUUGUCUUGCUUAUGAACAUUUCAAUGUGUUCCUGUUUGGGAAAGAGGGAAAAAACUAAUAAUUGACUUCAGUAAGAAAGGACGAGAUAACACCCCCAUCUCCAUCAAUGGAACUGAGAUUGAAGGGGAGAGCUACAAGUUCCUAGGAGUGGUGAUAGCUGACAACCUGUCCUGGCUUUCCUAUUUUGUUGCAAUGGUCAAGAAGGCACAACAAUGCCUCUUCUUCCUGAGGUGGCUCAGGAAAUUUGGUAUGUCCAUAAGGACUCUCACCAAACUCGAUAGAUGCAGAGAUGAAAGUAUACUGUCUGAGUGUAUAAUGGUUUGGUAUGGCACCUACUCUGCCCAGGAUCACAGGAAACUAUACAGGAUGGUGUGCACAGCCCAGGCCUUCAUGGGAGCCACUCUUCCACCCAGUGACUCCAUUUACACUGCCGUGGAAAGGCUGCCAACAUCAUCACAGACCUUUCGCACCUGGUAAUGAUCUCCUACAGCCUCUUCCAUCACGCAGAAUAUACAGAUGGCUGAACACUUGCACCAGUAGGUUCAGAGACGGAUACUUCCCAGCCAUUAUUAGACUAUUCAAUGGACUCUCUAGUCUUAGAUCAUUCUGAUCUUACUAACGUUGAUCUCUCUUGUACACCCUAUGUAAUUUUACCUGUCUGCUUCUGUCUAAAUCUUUUGUUCUGCACAUCUUUGCUUACUAUGAUCUGCCUGUACUGCUCGUAAA
Molecule: messenger RNA, 2560 nt
Organism: Chiloscyllium plagiosum (whitespotted bambooshark)
Lineage: Eukaryota; Metazoa; Chordata; Chondrichthyes; Orectolobiformes; Hemiscylliidae
Source: RefSeq, a predicted model, not a curated record